Branchiostoma floridae (Florida lancelet) is the source of this 771-nucleotide messenger RNA. RefSeq lists its product as uncharacterized. The transcript has 5 exons. The record is from RefSeq and is a predicted model, not a curated record. The coding region runs from base 1 to 681 and encodes 226 amino acids. Lineage: Eukaryota; Metazoa; Chordata; Leptocardii; Amphioxiformes; Branchiostomatidae.
AUGUCGUACCAGAAGCUGUUCCCAAACAGCGGGGGAGCUCCGGAAGGUUCCGUUGGUCGCCAUGGAGACCAGCGAAUCUCCUUGGUGCUGUCAGGAUUGUCGGCUGUGGUGAGUCUUGUCACUCUGCUGUUCAUGAUGCGGGAACUCGCCUCCAUGCGGGACCAACAGGUGCUACUGCACAGCCAGCUGCAGGGCCUGAUGCAGUGGAAGCAAGAUCAGGAAUCAAAGUCCAGACCACUGCACUGCUCGGCCCUGAGGGCUCAACUGAAGGAUGGCGACUUGGAGACAGCGCCACCUUUUGGAAAAGUGGAGAAGUGCACCAGCGAGCCAAGAGGGCAUCAAGGAGGGCAUCAACAGCCAGUGCUUAUGCUGUCCUUAGGAUACUGCAAGGCAGACUUCAAAGACUCGGAUGUCUGUCUGGAAAUGGAGAUAUCUGCUCCGAACUACAAGGCCCAGCAGGUCCACCUGGGGACUCUGGAAACGAUGGAGCAGACGGACAACAAGGCCCACCCGGUCCACAAGGUCCAGUCGGUCCAGAAGGUUCAGUCGGUCCACAAGGUCCAGAAGGCCCGCCCGGUCCGCAAGGCCCGCCCGGUCCAGAAGGCCCGCAAGGCCCAGUGGGUCCACCCGGGCCUCCUGGGCAGUGUUCCUGUACGGAGUCAACCACUGCAACCCCCGUAACCACGACUGCAGACCCACGGGUUACACCUGAGGCACCGCAGGUCACACCUGAGGCACCACAGGUCACACCUGAGGCACCAGAGGUCACAC